This is a messenger RNA of Salvia miltiorrhiza (redroot sage), 2487 nucleotides long. Its product is annotated as nucleolar complex-associated protein 2. Lineage: Eukaryota; Viridiplantae; Streptophyta; Magnoliopsida; Lamiales; Lamiaceae. Gene Ontology annotation, cellular component: Noc2p-Noc3p complex; nucleoplasm; Noc1p-Noc2p complex. Bases 111 to 2336 code for a protein of 741 amino acids. Gene Ontology annotation, biological process: ribosomal large subunit biogenesis. The transcript is spliced from 12 exons. The record is from RefSeq and is a predicted model, not a curated record.
GUUCAACCCGGAGAUCCGGAAAUCCAACCCGACCCGGUUUCUGAUAAACCCUCUGAAAUUUCAGUUAGGGUUUUGUUUCAGCUUCGUUUGCCACCUGCUUCGUCUCUACAAUGGGUUCCAAGAACAAAGCCAAAAAACUGAAAGACAAAAGUGAAGUGAAAACGGGCGUGAAAAUGGAGAAGGAGGAAGCUAAAGAACACAUUGGGACCUUGAAACAACUUCAAGAGAAGGAUCCUGAAUUCUAUGAAUUCUUGAAAGAACAUGACAAGGAGCUUUUGGAAUUUGACGAAGAGGACCUGGAUGAUAAUCUUCAAACUGACGCAGAAGAUGAUGAAGAAGAAGUUGAUGACGAUUUUGCAGAGUAUAGUGAUCCUGAAACUGCAACGGAAGAAGAACCUUUGAAAAAUGUGAUAACUAGCGCUAUGGUUGAUUCUUGGAUUGAUGCAGUCCGUGCUGAGGCUAAAUUAGCAGCUGUUCGUUCCCUUCUGAAAGCUUUUCGCAGUGCUUGUCACUAUGGUGAUGAUAGUGGUGAUGACCCUACCGCAAAGUUUAGCACCAUGUCUAGCAGCGUUUUCAAUAAGAUAAUGUUGUUUGUCUUGAAUGAAAUGGAUGGGAUUCUUCGAGGAAUUUUAAAAUUUCCCGCCACUGGGGGUAAAGAAGAGAUGGUUAAGGAGCUUAUGGCUACGAAGCGAUGGAAAAAAUACAAUCUUUUGGUGAAGUCAUAUCUUGGAAACGCUCUACAUACUUUGAACCAAAUGACUGAUAAUGAAAUGAUAGCAUUCAUGUUAAGGCGUCUGAAGUACUCAUCCGUAUUUCUGGUUGCUUUUCCCGCACUUUUAAGGAAGUACACUAAGGUUGCACUUCAUUUCUGGGGUACUGGAAGUGGUGCACUACCAGUUGUCUCCUUUUUGUUCUUAAGAGACUGUUGCAUACGGCUUGGUUCAGACUGUUUGGAUGAUUGCAUUAAAGGAAUGUAUAAAGCCUAUGUCUUAAAUUGCCACUUUGUCAAUUCGACAAAAUUGCAGCAUAUUCAAUUUCUCGGUAAUUGCUUCACUGAACUUCUUCGGGUGGACAUUCCUGCUGCAUAUCAGCAUGCUUUUGUUUAUAUUCGGCAGUUAGUAAUGAUAUUGAAGGAAGCACUCUUUUCUCCAACAAAAAAGAAGAAAAACAAUAGUAAAGGGAAGGAUGAACCUCCCAAGAAAGAUAAGGGGAAAGAAGCACCUUCCAAUUCCACAAAAAAGGACAUAUUUCGAAAGGUUUAUCAGUGGAAGUAUAUAAAUUGCCUGGAGCUCUGGACUGGAGUUGUUUGUGCAUAUAGCACAGAAGCUGAUUUGAGACCGCUUGCAUAUCCUUUGACACAGAUCAUAACUGGGGUAGCUCGUUUAGUUUCCUCAGCUUGUUAUUUCCCACUUAGAUUGCGUUGUGUAAGAAUGCUCAAUCGGAUCAGUGCAUCAACGGGUUCAUUUAUUCCUGUUUCUCUGCUUCUGCUGGACUCGCUAGAAUUUAAAGAAUUGCGUAAACCUCCUACUGGAGGAGUGGGCAAAGCUGUUGAUUUGUUCUCUAUUCUAAAGGUUAGCAAAUCUACCUUGAAAACCCGAGCAUUUCAGGAGGCUUGUGUUUUCUCUGUAGUUGAGGAACUCACCGAGCAUCUAGCUCAGUGGAGUUACUCUAUUGCGUUCUUGGAGUUGUCUUUUAUUCCUAGUGUGCGGUUGCGGAACUUCUCUAAAUCCACGAAGGUUGACAGGUUUCGUAAAGAAAUCAGGCGUCUCACUCGUCAGAUUGAUGCGAACUCUGAUUUUGUAAAUAAGAAGCGGACAACAGUUUCACUCUUGCCAAAUGAUCCAGCGGCUGAAUCUUUCCUUGAGGAAGAGAAAAAGUCAGGCACAAGCCCCCUGUCCCAGUAUGUUGCUACACUACGCCAAAGAGCACAGGAAAGGAGCGGUGCUUUGACGGAAUCCAGUGUGCUUAUUGGAGAUCAAUCAUCCAAAUUCGGGAGCAAGAUAUCAAGUGACGAUGAGCAUGAUGAUUCUGAAAUGGAAGAAAAUGCCGGUGUUUUGCUCUCUGAUCACUAUUCUAAGCAACAUAAAAAUGUCAAAAAGAAGAGUACUGAACAUACAGAAGAGAUAGCUUUGGAUGAAGAUAUCGUUGAGGACUUGGUUCUCAGCUCUGAUGAAGACGUUCCGUUGAGCGACAGUCUUGAGGGAGAUGAUGACGAGUCUGACGGCCAGCAGGAACGGAGCAGCAAGAAACGGAAACAUGGUGCGGAUAUGCACAAAGGGAAACAAAACUUUGGAAAUAGAAAGUCGAAGAAGAAGAAGAGGAUGCAUGGCAGGUAAAACUUAGUUUGUAUACAUCGUUGUUCAGGCUGUGUAACACCAAUUUUGAUAUUGAUUGGGAUUGCUCGGACGGCCCCUACCUCUAAUCCAUAUACAAAUAUUUGUUGAAAUUUGAAUGCAUAUUCUCUGUUUGGUUCUCAAAAAAGAAAAA